Molecule: messenger RNA, 9920 nt
Organism: Megalobrama amblycephala (Wuchang bream)
Lineage: Eukaryota; Metazoa; Chordata; Actinopteri; Cypriniformes; Xenocyprididae
Product: zinc finger protein 1035
Exons: 5
Coding region: 945-9041 (2698 amino acids)
Biological process (GO): regulation of transcription by RNA polymerase II
Cellular component (GO): nucleus
Molecular function (GO): DNA-binding transcription factor activity, RNA polymerase II-specific; RNA polymerase II transcription regulatory region sequence-specific DNA binding
Source: RefSeq, a predicted model, not a curated record
UUCAUGUAACACACAACAGUCCACAUUGCUUUUUAAACUUUUACAGGUGGUUAUCAGGUGCAAAGGUGUGGUGCGCUCCAAAAUCGGUUCUGUGACAUUUUUGCCACAGUAUAGUAAUUAUGAAAUAUCUUACAACACUGAAGAACAAGAUAAGUGGCUUGGAUUGUCGGACCUCUGGGUAAACUGGCUAUGUCAAGUUCUUUGACAAGAAACUGUAAGGUACUGCACCCUGCAACAGUCUCAAAGGCAUGAUGUAGGAUGGUCGACGGAAUAUAUCUAACAAGCACCUCCCACAACAUCGGCAGCCAUUUUAAGGUACGUUUCUUAGAUACCAUGCGCAAAAAAUGCUUCCACACAUUGGACAUUGAAAUGGAGGCCCCGUAGAACUGGGGGCGGGUCUUCCUCUCCAUAAGCCGUUUUCUCAUAGGUUCAUGUGGUCGAGUGUCACGAAAUAUCCCGGGGUCGGGUGAGCCACAUUGUUUGGUGAAUGUGCUUCGAAUUGUACUAACAUCAAACCCGUAAUGAUUUUUUUUAAAUAACGAAUAGUGUUCUAAUGAUCUUUAUCUUGAAUUGAAAGUUUGGGAAUAUCUUAUGUGCGCAUUGCGCAUCGGGAAGGUGCAUAUAGUCUUACAAAGGAAAACGACAGCAGCAGGAAGCCGAGCACGACGAGUGUAUGUUUAAGGACAAAACGUUGAUCACAGGAGUGAGUUUGCUUUUGGAAUGUGUACUGGCAUUUUGGGUUAAGCACAAACCUCAUCCUGCAGCCUAUUUUAUUGGUCACAGGUGUAUUGGAGCAGGGUUGAAAAUGAAGUCUGCAGGACGGUAGCCCUCCAGGAGCAGGGUUGGUCUCAUGUCUUUGGGCAAAUCAGCUAUAAUGUUCCCACUGAUAUGUAGUGGAUAAAUGUGAGUUUAAGGAGAGCUAGCCUUUGGAGGAGAACACCAGGAUGGCUCAAAAAUGGAAUGCACUCCAGCAAGCACAGAUUAUUUCUAACCAGAGACCAGAAAUGUCUGUGGGAACUAUGGAAAGUAAUGGAAUUCCAGAGGAAUCAGAGGAGAACUUUGCACAUGAGAUAGAACAGUUGAUUGAGAAGGAGAACUUUUCAAGCAUGAUGGAUUUGCAAGACAUUGCUGAAUCGGACAUGAAAGACUUUGAGUCUGGUUCUCUGCAGCACACAUGCUAUGAAUCACCUUGGCAAGAUGUAAUGAAUUCAGGUCACCUUGAGCAAGAUAAGUCAGGGGAUAAAGGAGAAUAUAAUGGUAAUAUGACACCCUGUCCCUUGCCUAAUUCGGUAGAGGUUGAGUCCACAUUGGAAGCACACUCUGACAAGGCAAUAUUAGAAACUACUUUUGAGACAAAUGCUAGUCUUGUGGAGUAUUCGGAUAUUAGCAGCUGCUCAGACACAGAAGCAAAUCUUGAUUGCAGUUUGGGUUCAUCCAUUGAAGAUAACAUUAGUAGCAACCGGGCUGGUCUGCCUGUAGAGGAAGGAGACCAAAAUUCAAGUAAUUCAAUGGAAUUUUCUUCUUCUGAGGUCCGCCAUAGUACUGUGAAUUCAGAUAUGAGUGAAAUAAAUCCACACCAGGACACUGGGCCUCCAGCGACCAUGGGUGAGAGCAAAGAUGAGGUAAACCAUACUUGUAGUGAGGGCUCACUUAUCACAAAUUCUGAGGAUCCGUGUACAGAAGUACAAGGUGUGGAUAAUUUGAAUGGUGUAAUGCCUUUGUCAAAAGAUGGGCAAAUUGAGGAAAGGGGCAUUCUUUCUUGUGAUUUGGAUUGUUUUUUGGAUCAAACAAUGUUGCAUUGCAAAGAACUUGAUACCUCUCAGGGUGGUUCCACUUGUGCCUCAAAUCAUGCAAAUAUUCAGACUUCAUCCACUUCUUAUGAAGAUGAAAUCAAUUGCCCAACCAUAGAUUCACUAAGUAUUUGCCAAUUGGAAAGGUCAACCCCAGAUGCUGAAAACACAUCAUCAAAACCUGAACUUGAUAAGACAUUUGUCAUUUCUGACAUUAGAAAAGAUCCAUGUGGUGACUACCAGUUGGAGAGAAUGAAUCCAGAUCCUGAAAAUACAUCUCCAAAACCUGAAUUCCAAGAUACAACUGGGAUAUCUGGCCAUGGAAAGGAUUCACUUGGUGGCUGUCAAUUAGAAAGCAACCAACCAGAGCCUAAAAAAACUUCCAUAAAACGUGGCCAUGGAAAUUCUUCUCAGCUGGAAGGACAGAAAUGCUUCACGUCUGAUGAUGAACAAGUUGAGCGGAGUAGUUUUGGAUUCCUUGAAUCUUGUUUUGGUUUAAAAAGUACAACGCAGAACAUUGAGGAACUGAAACACCUGGAACAUGCACAUGUAAACCAAGUUGAUGAGUGCAGUCUGUUUAAUCACACAGAACCACCGGUUCUUCUAAAAACUGCCUUUGAAUCUAAUAAUCAGAUGGAUGAAGGAACUGAUGCACCAAAAGAUCCACUGCUACUCAGUGCUGACCUAACAUCCAGGACCUUCUUAAAUCCUGGACAGCACAAAUGUCAAACUGACAAUGGCACCAUUGCAAGCAAAGAUUCUUUUCCAUAUUUCAAGACCCAAAAGAGAAAACUGCAACCUGUUGUUGUUCUUAAGACGACUGAACAAAAAACUUGUAGUGGAAAAAACUACCAUUGCUUUGAGUGCCAAGAGUCAGCACAAAGUAUAGAUGAGCUAAUCGAGCACUACCACUGCACACAUUCUGUCCAUAAGUCUCAGUAUUGUUCUGCUUGUGAAUGUUACUUCACUGGUGACGCAUUGGCAGAACACCGCUUCUGUGGGGAAGUCAAGCUUAAUGACAAGUUAAAAUCACCACCCUCAUAUACUAAAGGGCUAACUGAGGAGAAAGCAAAGUUCAUUUGUAGGUACUGUAGGAAGUCCUUUGUUCGACAAGCUUAUUAUGAUGAACAUGAGCUGAAGCACAGAGUUGUCACACAUCAUAGAUGUGACUGUUGUGGAUUGUACUUUCCUAGUGCUCACAAAUGUCAAAGCCACAAGCGUAAAGGAGCUUGCACACCCUUGAUACUAGACCCUUCUGUACAGACUGCAGACCAUUCAGAAUCAACUCCUGGAAAAAAUGAUGUACCAGACAUGGUUGAAACCACUGUCUCCAACAAAGAACUUCGUGGUUGCUUUGUGAAGCUAAUGGAUGUAUACAAGUCACCUGAACAAAUGCAUUGUCAAGUUUGUGGGAAGACAUUCAGGCUUAGAGCACAACUGAAGGCACACCUUAGAUCACACUCCGAUGAGAAGCCCUUCAAGUGUGACAACUGUGGAAAAGCAUUCAAAUAUACCUGGAAUCUAAACAAACAUAAAAGAGAGCAGUGUGCUCAAAAGACUGUCCCACGUGAAAAAUCUUCAGUUCCAGAUAGCAAGAUUCCAAAGUUCAAAUGCCCCAUCUGUUUUCGCAUUUUCAAGUACUCCUACAAUCGGACACGGCAUUUGCGUGAACAGUGUCUCAAAGAAUACAUGAAAAAAGGCAAAGGAAAGAUUGGUGUAAAGUAUCGAUGCCCUUUGUGUAAGGAUGUGUUUACCAUGGCCAGCAACCGCAAUAGACACAUCAAGCAAACUUGCGUUAAACUUAAACUGUAUUCAGCCAAAGGUAAAACAGAUGUAAUGAAAAGAAAAGAGUUGGAGGAAGUUAUCAAUACCAAAAAUCAGGACAAAGAGUCACAGAAAUUGAGUAUGCCUGUACAAAAAGCAUCGCAGUACAAAUGCACUUUUUGUCCAUCUGUGUAUUCUAGCAAGUCUGGUUACUAUAGCCAUCUAGCAAAGCAUAAAUUGCUUGCAAAUGCCAAAAAGGCAAUCAAACACAAACAUGGUAAUGGUGUCGAUUUGAAAAGUUCAAGCUCUGCCGGUCAAAAGCCAACCAGCAAAGAAUCUGCUAAGGAUGCAAACCUUUCUUGUCGCUUCUGUGGAAAAGCCUUCACUUUACCUGACUCCCUAAAAAAGCACUUACGACUUCAUAAAGGAAACAAACCUUUUCGCUGUUUAGACUGUGGUAAAAAUUUUGCCAGGCAUGGACACCUAAUGACUCACAAAAAUGUACACAAGCGGAAUGUACAGUGUUUAGUCUGUUGGGAAGUUCUACCAUCUAUUGGAGAUUUGUUAAAACAUAGACAGUCCCAUCCAAAAAAAGGCAUGCUUAAGUGCCCCGAUUGCCCGAUGCAAUUCAGGUUUCCAGUAUUUCUGCUUCGACAUGUGGCUGUGCAUGAGAGAAGACGCAAACUUGAAGAACUUUUCCCUCCGAAGGACCAAGCUAGAACUCUAAAGGUAGAAAGGAUUUACAAAGAGGAGUUUAAAUGUGCUCUCUGCCAAGAAGACUUUGCUGAUUCAAAGGCACUUAGUGAGCAUUGUAUAACUCAUAUGCCUGAACCUUCUGCAACCAAAUGUCAGUUCUGCAAAGGCCAUUUCUCAAAUCAUGCUGGGCUGAUUCGUCACAUCCGCCUUCACACUGGUGAAAAGCCUUUUCCAUGUCUCACUUGUGGCAGACACUUCAACAGAAAGGAAUAUCGUAACGUACAUCAGGAAAAAUGUACAGGGGAGCAACCGCCUUUAUUACAAACGUCAAAUGCUGAAGAAACACAGGCAGAACACAGUGUAGAUACUGCAUUAAGCAAGACCAACAAACUCUAUAAUUGCUCAUACUGCCCACAUUCAUUUCGUUUUCCCAACAAUUUGAAACUCCACGAGAGAGCCCAUUUGGCAAAGACAGUUUUCCCUUGUUCAAAGUGUGGGAAGUUUUACAGGAAAAGAAAAUUUAAGGCUCACGAUGAGAUCUGCAAUGGAGACAAGUUAAAACCUGCUUGCAGAAAAUGUGGGAGAGUUUUUACAAGAAAAAACUACAGAAAUGGUCACGAAAAGCAGUGCCAGGGCAAUCUAUCAUCCGAGAACAAAACUGGUACAAAGGAGGAGAGCAAGUUUAAGCAGCAAUGCCCAAAAUGCUUUAAAUGUUUUAGAACUAGAAGUUUUCUCCAGAAACAUCUCUCUCUUCAUUCAAAGGAAACCCCAUAUGUGUGCAUGCAUUGUGGACAGAAAUUUGACAAUCAGGAUCGAUACUUGCAACAUGAGGCUUUUUGUGAUGGUGUGACUAAGGAACGUAGAUUGGAAAGUUUAAAAGGAUCUGAGAAAAUUAAAUCGAUGUUUGCUGAAGAAAAAAAUCAGAAAGAGGUCACUGUGGUUCCUGGAGGAAAUGGUGAGUCAUUGAAGUGCAAAUUUUGCACUAAAUCAUUUUUGAGGGCCAGAAAUCUAAGACAUCACAUCCUCACUCAUACAGAGGUCAAGCCAUAUCGGUGCAAGACUUGUGAAAGUUGUUUCUCACGCUAUGAUCAUUUAAAAUUGCACCAAGCCCGCUGCAGAGGAAAACGACGACUUGAGGUACGAGUUGUAAAGAUGAGUCUAGACGGCUUGAACACAAGUUCCCAAAGCAAAACACAGGAAGGUGACCCAUUGCAAUGCACAGUUUGCUUAAAGCGGUUGUCCACCCAGAGUGAUCUGAAGCGCCAUAUGGCCAUGCUCCACAUUACCGAUAAACCUUUUCCUUGCAAAAGAUGUGGCAAAACUUACAGUACUAAAAAGACUUUGAGCAGGCACAACCUCACCAUUAGAUGCAAAAAGGUUUCAAAGGAAAGUGGGUCAUCUGCCACAAACAAUGUUCAAAACCAACCAUGCAGGGAAACUUCCAAACUUUUGCAACGUAUACAAGUGCACUACAUGAACAAAUUUAAAUACCAAUGCGAGUAUUGCCCUCGACGCUUUAAAUUAUCAGGACAACUGAAGGUGCAUGUACGUCUUCAUACAGGAGAAAAACCAUAUGGCUGCGCUAACUGUGGAGAACAUUUCAUCAGGACAGACUAUUUGAAACGGCACUUGGCUAAAUGCAACGGAAAGGGGGAAAACCAAGAAAAAGUCCUUUGUGACAAGUGUGGUGACCUGUUUACCCGGGACACACUGUCUGUACACCAGAAGACCUGUGUCGUCAGCUCAAAAUCAUCUGGAUCUUCUCAAGAGGUGAACAAGAGCCCCACAAAGAUAAAAGGCUUUUCAUGUGCUAACUGUAGUGACCGUUUUUUAUUAUUCUCACAGCUCCAGCAACAUUUUUUAGCAAAGCAUAGAUCUGAUCAGCCACAAGAAUCAGUUAACGAUCAACAGCAAUUGACAUCAAGUCAUUUGGAAAUCAUAAAGCAAGAGCCGGUUGAUGAGGGGUAUGGGCAGAACCAAGAAAGCAGCAGUCCGAUAAGGGAGCGACGAGCAUGUUCAAACAAAGACAAUAGUAAGCCUCUUAAAUGCCCAGAGUGCAACAUGCGGUUUUCCAAGCGCGCUGGACUGGGUAUGCACAUGCGCAUACAUAAUGGAGUAUACCCGCUUUCUUGCACAAAAUGCCAUGUUGGUUUUUGGACCAAAAAAACAAUGGAGAAACACAGGAGAAAAUGUACAGGUAACACAAUCAUCUCAAAUAAUGGAUCUGCCCUGGAAAGUGCAGGUGAAUUAGAUUGUGCUAUAAAUGACACUGUGCUGGUAUUUAACAAGGGUUCCAAUACAACAGGAACCGGAGUACUGCAGACUAAGUUUUCAUGUAAAGAUCAAGACCAGGAAAAUGAUGCAGAAAAAGGAGAUGCUGCUGUUCACAAGUAUCAGUGUUCUGAGUGUGAUCAGAGUUUUACAGAUGGACUGAGACUCAUAAGUCAUUUAGAGGAACAUGGCCGUGAAGAUCAAGAGCGCAAAUCAGACAUCCACAGAUGUCAUGUGUGCAAUAAAGUCUUUGCUCAAGCUGGUAUAUUGCAAAGGCAUAUGAAAAUCCAACAUCAGGCAAAAACGGAUAAUACCUGUGAAAUUUGUUUGAAGCGUUUUCGUUUUCCUUCUGACCUGGACAUCCAUAGAUCUUGUCAUGACCCCAGUCGUCCCUUUGUCUGUAACCGUUGUGAGAUGCGGUUUUGGACUGCUAAAUCCCUGACCAUUCACCAAAGGAUGGCUCAUUUGCAUGCAAACCUGCCCAGUUCAAAAGAACCUACUGUGAAAGCAAGAACAGAGCAACCUGAAGUAUAUAGGUGUGAACCAUGUGACAAAACCUAUACGGUAAAAAAGUCAUACACGAAGCACUGCAGAAUAAAACAUGGACAGGUUUCAGUCAAAACACUCACUGAUGAAUUGAAAAAAUCCUCUGCCAGUCCAAGUCAGGAGUCAGAUAAGGAAGAGUCCAACAGAAAUUUUGAAGAUGAAGAUGACAGCGACAAUGACUCAGAUUCAGCACCAUACUUUCCCUGCCAUGUUUGUGGUAAAACAUUCUUAACAUCAGAAAAUCUUGAGGAUCAUCAAAGAUGUCAUCUUGGCGAAAAACCCUUUGAGUGUGAGGAAUGUGGGAAGUGCUUUUUUCAGCUAGCGAACUUGCAGCAACAUCAGCGAUGUCACAAGUCUGAGUUUCAGUGUCAAAUGUGUGGCAAAGGUUUUGUUUCGCUCUUCUCCCUGCGCAAACACAAACAAACACAUAUCAGAAAGAGCCCUCAUCGCUGUACUAAAUGUCACCUGAGCUUCACACGCCCAACGGAACUAGCUGAGCACAUGGUUACCCACCGUGAUGAAAACUUUCCCUGUGACCUUUGUGAUGAAACCUUUUCCUGCAAAACAAGUCGGGCGGAGCAUCGUAAGAUGCACACAGAGCAAGAAGAAGAGCUUCCACCAUUGAUUCCACCCCAACAGCCUCAAACAAAGCAAGGGACUUCAGCCAUCCCCAGUAAAAGCCUUUCAUCAAGUAACGUUGAGCAGUACAAGUACCGCUGUGGAAUUUGCCAAGUAAGAUUUCCAGAUCCAGAACAGCUCUCAGAACAUGGCUGCAGUCCAGCAAAAGAGCGGCCAUACUCAUGUCCAGAAUGUAACAAGCAUUUCUUGCAUGGUUCCCACCUAAAAAAGCACCAGCUCAGCCAUCAGCUGUCAGGACCUCGUUCUUAUCAGUGUAAUCACUGCAGCAUGAGCUUCACCCACCACCACCUUUUUCUCACCCAUUUACGAAGCCACAGCAAUGAAAAGUCUUCCAAGGACAGUAACUUUCCUACCAGUGAAAAGGUUAUACGUGUAGAAACUGUGAAGCGUGACAAAAUUUACCAGUGCCCCAUAUGUCCUGAGAGUUUUUACCAAGCGUUGGACCUCGCGAAUCACCUUUCUGUUCAUUCUCAUAUGUGCAGCGUCUGUAAUAUGACUUUUCCCACUAAGAAAGACCUUGACGAACAUGAACAAUGCCAUUUGACUGCUGCUACACAGUAUGAAUGCACCGAAUGUGGAGACAGCUUUCUUGGAAGCGAUGCUUUCCGCAAACACCACUGUAGUAAUCGAAAUUUGACCUUUUUAGAUAAGCACCAUUCACAGUCAUCCGUUUCUUCCUCCAAGAAGCAAAGUUCAGGAACUCAUUUUCAAGCAGGCGAUGAAGAGGAAGAGGUUGACGUUGGAGAAGACUUCAUUAUUUGCCCUAUCUGUAAAAGACGGUUCUCCUCCAAUAGCAGUUUAAUGGAGCACCAUAAAAAGCAUCAUGAGGAUCCGCGUCCUUUCAAGUGCUUGGUUUGUGAGAAAGGUUUUACGAAGAAAAGAUACCUUACGCAGCACCAGCAGAUACACAGUGAACGGCCUUACCGGUGUGAUGUGUGCUCAGAAUCCUUUAAAACGGAACCGGCUCUCAUAUCUCACCAUAGAAUGCAUGAUGCAAAAAGGCAACACCAGUGCCCAAUAUGCUGCAGAACCUACCUUACAGCAAACGAUCUUGCAAAACAUAAACGGAAACAUGUUGAACAGCAAAGCUUGAGUCAGGACAACAGAGAGUUCCGGUGUGAUAUGUGCUAUAAAUCCUUCACCAUGUUUGAUCAGUUGCAAAAGCACCAGGAAACCCAUGUAGGACAAGUAGUCUAUGAAUGCACAGAGUGUGACAAAGCCUUUGCUUUUCUAAAUCUUUUGGAGGAGCAUCAGCGGACUCAUGCUGCUGCUUCUGCAGAAGCUCUUCAGUCCCAAUCCCCAAUCCAUUUUCCCUACCAAAGCCCAGUGAAUUAAUAAAGGUUGAAUUACUGAUGACUGUUUCCUGCAAUGCAGGUUAUUCAAAAUCAUUCAGUUUUCUGAACAUUAUUUCUUAAGAUAGAACUGUACAUACAAUCCAGUUGUUCUUUUUACUUAGGCCUAACUGCUUUUAUCCACUUUGAAAUGUGGCCAUGGGUGUUUUACCGUAGUUCUGAAUCGGUCUGUUAAUGUUCAUACAAUCUACUCUCUUCUAUGGUUCUGUGAACUGCUGACUAAAUUGUUUGUACAGUACUCAGACUGAUUUGUGUGUAUAUUAAAUGUAUGCAAUCUAGAUGUAUGGAACUAGAGGUAUAUAUGCAUGAAUGAAGUAGUUGGAGAUGUUAUUGUUCCACAGUACAGUUCACAAGGAUGUAUAGUUGAAAAUCCUGCAUCAUUCCUUCAUUGUUGAAGUCAUUUUUGACCUUGCUAAAAUUACUAGCCAUACGUGUUUUUUAAACAUCAUUUUGAAAUUAGAGGAAAUCUGUAGAUUUAAUUGUUAAUAUUUCAUAGUAAUGUUAACGUUUUUUUUUUUUUUUUUUUACUAUCCAUGUGUUUGUAAACAUUUUAAGGUCAAGUUAAGGGUUCAUCACAGUAGUUAUAUAUGGUGUGAAUGCUUCUUGAGUUAAAAUAAUGUAUUUUACGUUUCAUAAAAAUCCCGCUUUAUCUUUUUGAGAACAGUCUAACUUCAAUGGCUUUGCUCAAAGAAAUAAAAUAAAGGAGAAAAUGUCAAACUUCCGGCUUGACAAAAAUACUGUACCCUUUCUGUUUAAACUACAUUAGUGCUAACAUAUAUAUGGCUUUGAAAACCUGAUGUUUUACUUUUGUAUUAUAUGGAAAUGUUGAGAAUUUAUUCAACUAGUAAACAUUUACACCUAC